UUUGCUGGUGUUUUUCAGUUGUUGAGACUCAAGUUGCAAUAUAUAGGAUAAAAGACAUUUCUAUCAAGUUUCUACCUUCAGGCUCUUUUGUUUUAUCUCCCCCCCACUGAACUUAUCAGGUGGGGGGGGGGGAGGGGUAAGGCCCAAACCAUGGAGUCCAACCCAGACAGCCCGAGUCGGGCUGUGGAGUAUCUUCUGGAGCUCAAUAACAUCAUUGAGAACCAGGCCAAACUUCUAGAGACACAGCGUAAACGCAUCGAGGAGCUGGAAACGCAGCUUGACCGGGUCAACCAGGAGAACCAGGACCUGCGGCAGGACCGGAACCCGGGGACCGAGAACUCGACGCAGAACCACAACUACAACCAGAGCUCUAAGCCAAGCCAGCCGUCAUCACUACCAAACCACAGUGCUGGAGGUGUCCAUCAGAACAGCAGCAGUAAUAUACCCUCAUCCACGGUUCCUGGUCCAGCUCGACGGACCCAAACAAGACUGACCCGGGGCCUGUCAUGUGGGUCAGCCCCUGUGGAGAAAGAGAGAGGCCGACUGGAGCGAAAUGACAGCUCUGGGACUAACAACACCUCGACUCUACGGAAACAAGGUGUCAGACUACACUCAUCCUCCAGCUGCUCCACAAUCACUCAUCUCUCCUCAGCUUCCACCUUCAGUUCCCAUCAGCCAGCUAAAAGCCGCAGUCACCAUCAGUUCUGCUGCCCUUCCAGGCUGGGCAGACCCGAGCCGGCCUCCAGCAGGUGCUCAGAGCGGGCCAG
This is a messenger RNA of Sinocyclocheilus grahami, 767 nucleotides long. RefSeq lists its product as uncharacterized. The annotation marks the transcript as partial. The transcript has 2 exons. The record is from RefSeq and is a predicted model, not a curated record. NCBI's taxonomy places the organism in Eukaryota, Metazoa, Chordata, Actinopteri, Cypriniformes, Cyprinidae.